Pygocentrus nattereri (red-bellied piranha) is the source of this 5157-nucleotide messenger RNA. RefSeq lists its product as uncharacterized. The coding region runs from base 1415 to 3979 and encodes 854 amino acids. The record is from RefSeq and is a predicted model, not a curated record. The transcript is spliced from 18 exons. NCBI's taxonomy places the organism in Eukaryota, Metazoa, Chordata, Actinopteri, Characiformes, Serrasalmidae.
CCCGGUCUCACUCCCUAUGCGUAUGAAAUCGUACGCAAAACUAAACACUGGGAUGCGUACUCAUGCGUACGCAGAGAGCUGCGUACAAAUGUUACGCCGCUAUCAAAUACAUGUAAAUACUCGCCGAUUCCCGACAAAUCGAUCCCUAGGCUAUAUUUAGGUGUCCAAACUGAUCGUAGUAUCUACUCUGUACAGUAUAUUAACGCAAACGCUAAAAAAAGAUGAGACAUUUGACGUUUUACGAGUUGAGAGAGAGAGACAUAGAGAGAGAUGCACUUACUGAGCGAAUGCCCAGAAUACAGUGGGAUUCGGUCAGAAUUCUUCACUAAAAAGACCAACAUAAUCGCUUUAUUAAAACCCUUCCUGAGCAAUGAUGUCUGAGGUAAAUAUAAGCGUGCUAUACACUGGAGCACAGUAUGUUCAGGCCUGCCACAGAGUAAGGGACGGAGAUACACACCAAUGAGCACACACGUUAUUAUUAAUUAAUAAUAAUAAUAGUAUUAAUAUUAGUAAUUAAUAUAUUAUUCAUAAUUCUGUUAUUAAUUAAUAAACUAUGAGAGUUUAAUAGUUUCAUAGUUUAGGGUUUGUUCGGUUUGUUUUUGGCUACUUUUUUCUGAUGUGUGGAGACAAACGUAAUUUUCACCUAAACGUAUUCCUUCUUUUAUUCUCUGUUUCUGGUUCUUCUCAGGUUCUGAUAUGCCUAAAUGAACUGAUUAGUAUCCAAGCUCAAAUAAUGAUGGAUUUUACAUCUUCAGAAGUGAUGUGCGAGGUUGCCAAUUUAACAAAGGAAUUUACUUUUAGUCAUUCUUGUUCGUUUUAGUUAACCUCACUUGUAACAGGAAUUCAUUCAUAAUAGACCACGUAUGGAAACAUCCCAAUAUAUGUAUGUAUUUAGUUAACAAGAAUGUGCUCAGACAAAGACUCUUACUGUGAAGUUCUGGUUGCAUUGGUAAGGUUGCUAUCCAAUUUGAGCGCGAUUGCGACCAUCGAUAUCAAGGUUUUGAAGCAAAGAUCGUUUAAGGGAGGGUCUAAGUUAGGGCACUACAUUUCAUACAGCCUCAUUUAUGAAAGCUAAUGCAUUGAAGUGAAAGUGAGCGCCCCCCAUCUUUCGGACUGUGUGCACUUCCGCCCGAUCCUCUGGACACGGAACCACAGCUCGCUUUUCCCUCCACACGACCUUUCAGAUCCCUCCUCACAUCCAUCUAUCUCUCUAUCCUUUAUAGCGACCCAACGGCACUUUUAAGAGCCACUCGUCUGUCUGUCUAUCCAUACAUCCAUUCAUCCAUCCAUAUAUCUGUCUGUCUGUCUUGGUGUUUAUCUGUCUACCUGUUUAUCUGUCUGCAUUGUCUGUGUGUGUGCAUCUGUUGUCUGUCUGUGUAUCUGUAGGUGUCAUAUUUUUGCCUUCAUUUACACCAUGGACUCUGAAGGAGACUCUGGUAAUAAAUUCCACAAGCUUCUUCAGGAAGCACAGAGACUUGCAGCAGAGCUCAAUCCAAAAUUGGCAAAGAAAAGAAGGUCGGCAAAACCCGUAUCUGGUGUUGUUAGUUGGAGACAGAGGGAUAAUUCAGGACAAAUUAUUCCAAAAUUUCCCCCAAAGACUUAUAACUCGACUACACGUAAAAGGAGCAGUUCUGAAGUGGCUGAACCAGUAUUUCAGCAGCCUGAGCCAACACCUUAUGAUAGUGCUCAAGAACUUAAUGCACUGCAAGACAUUCUCAGGGACAUUCCUCCACAAGAGAAGGGCACUGUGCCACUAAGCUGGGCUGAACGGCAAGCUCAAAGCUCAGAGAAGUGGAAUGCUUCUAGAUCAGCCAUGGUUAAAAACAUAUUUCUCGCAGAGCACACAGACACCUAUAUCUGUGACAUCUGCCUGCAAAACACAUCUGUUGUGAGGUGCAGAGAUUGUUUGCCAAGACAGUUCCUGUGCAGUUCCUGCGAUACACAGAUACAUCAGCACAUCCUCCAUAACCGAGAAGCCAUGUUUGAGGGAUUCUAUCAACCCUUAGCCCCAAACAUGAUCAUUCAACUUCAAAAUGAUGGGUCACACCAGAUAAAGCAUGAAGUUCGACUGUUGCCGGUUCGUCUACCUCAACAGUGUACCUGUUCUCCCAGUCAGCUAAAGCUGACCUGUGGCAAAGAGGUCAUCCUUGUUGGAAUUAAUGGACGGUACCAACUAAAUUUGCCAACAUUGAGCUGUUCUCAGUGCAUGAAAAGCUGGACCACUGGACUUGAUGAACUAGUACAAUGUGGAUAUUGGCCUGCUACCAUCAACCACCAGACCAUCUUCCAUGUAGACCUGUUCCAGUCUUUCCAGGAUCUGAAGCAGCUGGCUCCUGGGCUUUCUCGUCAAGCAUUUAUUGGAAUGCUUGAUGAAAGAACAAAGUAUUUUGGCAGAACCGGAAAAAUAUGUGGUGACACAUUCCAGCGGUCAUUUCUGGAGUGGUGCUACGCGCAGCAUGAGGUGGACAAACUGUUGGAAGUUGAGCCCUUCCGGUGUACAGCAUGUUCACCACAAAUGCAUGCUGUAUCAGUGGAUGGAAAUAGAAAAUUAUACCGAUUUAAGAAUGCAUCAGGAAGUGCCACAAAGGGACUUUUUGAUGGCACCUUCCUGGCCAGAGAUGAGGAGGUGUCAAGUUUUGUUUCUCAAAUCCAGCAGGCAACCAAACAUACUCCUGGGAAAGGAAUGUGCGGAUCAUCACAAUGGACAGCUGCAAAAGAGCAUUCUGGGAAAUCUGCCUCAAAAAUUGAUGAGGAGGGGCUGGAAAUCGCUGUGUGCCGGCAUGGGGUGCUUUUGAGAGCACUGAAUAUGUUCAGAGGGGAGAUUUAUGCUUACCCUCUGUAUCUGCAGAAGGAACUGUCCCCCUCAAAUGUUUCCUUUUUCUGUUCAGAUGUGGCAUGCAAGUAUUAUCCGUAUUUGGAAAAGGUCUCCAAUAAGUGCUCUGAACUGCAGGGACUAUUGGAGAUGCAUCCACUUCUUUCAGUGAUGCAUGCCAAAGCACACUCCUGGACAUGUGAGUUGAAAUGGGGUGGACGCAAUCAAGAAGGCGCUGGCAAUACCAUUGGUGAGGAAGUGGAGCAGGUAAAUAGCUUCCUGUCCAGGGCUGCUAUCUCCACAAAAUACAUGUCUAAAGGUGGAAGAACAGACAUGCUCACAGUUCUGGCAAUGGGGUGGAACAAAAAGAAAAUGAGUAACAUGGACAAAAUAUUGGCCCAAAGAUAUGCUAAGGCCGUCCAGAGAGUGGCAGAUGAUAAGCUUAAGCUGGAGGAGCUCAAAGUUGAGUUAAGGAUUGAUGAUGCUGUUAUCCAACAGUGGGUCACUGAGGUGCAACACUGGCCUGAAGCAAAUUCUAGUUUGGAGGGUGAAGCCUCAAGGGAGGUCAUUCUGAAGAAGAAAAUUGAAGGACUGUACCUUAGUGUCAUGCAGAGGAAACAUCGCCUUUACCGUCAGACAGACAGCAACAAGAGACGACAUAAGAUGCGCCAGAAAAUUGCAGAGGAAAAGGCAGCUUUAUCUUCUGCUAUUGAAGAGCUACGUGAACAGACGGACAUCAUUCUGCCUGCUGUUGAUGAGCUUCUCUUGACUGAAAAUUUUGUGUGGUCCUGGACUUAUCUUGGACCCACUGAUCUCAGAACAAAGAAGGCCAUCUUUGACCAGGUGAUGGUGAUCAGGAGAAUGCAAGAGGAGGAGCAAAUUGUAGUUCAGGAGAUGAGGAGGCACUUGAACUCCCUCAUAGGUGUUGCUGGGAGUCUAAAAACCUUACUGCUGGACCAAAGCAAUGGCGCACACUGUGGAUAUCACAGCAUGUUGAGGAGGAGAUUGAGUGUUGUGAAUGCCCAAGUACAUCACACAAAAGCAUCAUUCAGCUUGGCUCUUCAUGGAGAAAUGACAUCCCAAGAUAUGCUGUCUGAGGACAGGGAGGAACAAGUGUCAGAUGUGGAGGACACAUCUGAUGAUGACAAUGACAUUGAUUCUUCAUAAGUACAUUGAGAUUAUUAAAUACCCAUGUCUAGUUCUUUGGGCUUCAAAACAGCUUAUGGUGCAUGAUGUGGUGCAUUAUCACCACAUCAUUUACAGGUAGUUCUCGACUUACGUCCAUUCGACUUUACGACCGUUUUAUGAAAGGUGAGCUACGAAUUUAAGAAUUAAGAAUUUAACUUAUAAUUCGUGCUUAGUUCUUUUUCUCAAAUGAAAAGCGAAUCAACAGCCGAAUUACAACCGAGACUUGCCUAAAUAGUAGCGGCCGUUGGCGUAGUGCACUACUUAGGCUUGCUUUCUAGUGUUGUAGUACGCGGUUUGAGAUUCAGCUAAAGAGCGCACAAUGGAAGAGAAGAGUAUUUUGAUUGACACUGGAAAAAAACAAUCACGAUCGGCACUCGGAAUAACAAGGGGUUGACCAUCAUCCCGGAAGAUAUGUUAUGUUCUGAAUUGCAAUUAGUGUUUUACUUUAAAUUAACUGUAAAAAAAAAAGAAAGUGUAUUAAUAGACGCUUCAAAUGACAUAAAAUGAACAAAGAAAAGUAUGACAUAUAACAAUAAUAAGGAAAAUGAUGAUAAAAUAUGAUUUAAAGAUUUUCAUAACAUCAUUACACAGUACUGUACAUAUAGCCUACUCGAGUUACGUCCAAUCAGCUUUACAACGGGUUUGUUGGAACCAGUCGUCGUCGUAAGUCGAGAACUACCUGUAAUUGCUUUGGCCAAUUCUGUGUUGGGUGGAGAAGACAUCUCUGGGAGUGAAAAACACUUUUUAUUAUUAAAUUUUAUAAUCUGUUCUUUUGAUCACAAAAAUUACAAAGGACACCUACUCAUUCACGUCUUAUUCGAGCUGUGCUGAAUUACUAUAUAUGUAUCACAGGCCUGAGAAUAGCCUGAAUUAAUUUCAUUGUUAUAUCUGUGUGUAUGUGUGUAAUUAUAUAAUUGAGGAGGCAGUUUUUGCACAGGAGACAAGACCCCUGAAGCUUGUAUAUAGUCUUCAUUGUGCAUAUACAGUUAAAUUUGCAUACUAUCAUGAAACGCGCUGUACACUUUCCAGUGCACAUAAUGGAUACUGCUGAAUUGGUAUUAUUCUGUGCAUUUAUCCUUAGUCUAAUGUUAAUAUGGACAAUUGUCAAGAAAAAAAAUGCUUUACAUUGUGAAUAAAUGGUACUGUAUCUGAAUCUU